Fomitopsis serialis is the source of this 756-nucleotide messenger RNA. RefSeq lists its product as uncharacterized. The transcript is spliced from 5 exons. The record is from RefSeq and is a predicted model, not a curated record. The annotation marks the transcript as partial. NCBI's taxonomy places the organism in Eukaryota, Fungi, Basidiomycota, Agaricomycetes, Polyporales, Fomitopsidaceae.
GUAUGGCGGCGAGAGACGAUGUCGAACGUGUCAAGCUGCCAUCGCAAUCCAAGAAACUCAAAUUACGGCAGCUAGGCGUAUACGCACUCAUUCUAUGCUUUCUACAAGAAACAUGGAGCAAGUCGGUGCAACUGGUCGCUGACACUGCACCAGCUGACGCAGGCGAGCCAUUUGUUGCAGUCAAUAUCCCUUCCUACUCAAAUAUUCUUGUCGAUGGCCUACGAUAUGGCGCAUACGACACACAUCGCGGACGUAACUCAUGCUACGCUUACAUCGACGGUCGUGUUCCUGUGCGCAUUACUCACAUCUUUCAUGUCAGACACUCUCGGCGUGAUCGUAGCCUCGCAGCCCUCGAGUGUACAUGUGCGGUUGUGCAGCGAUUUGUUUAUGACGAAGACAUUCCGGAUAUGCCAUGGGCUACACGAGCAACUGACCUGGGUAUAAACACUUGGCGAGCAGAGUCAUUGGCUGCACCCGAGGUCGUCGAAGUCAAUCGAUUCUCUGGUCAUUUUGCUCUUGCAGUUGUACCUCACCGCGAGCAAGAACUCUGGGUGACGAUGUCCCUAUGCCAUGACACACAAGAACCAGACAUACUCGACGAUGCGGAAGAGCCCGGUGAGGCUCCGGAACGUUUGGAAGCAGCAGCCGGUUGAUUCACCAUAAGGCCACGUCCUCUCGCCCUUCCGCUUGCCCUCUCACGCCCAUGCAGCCCAUCCGCUUGCCCUCUCACGCCCGCCUGCUUUCCCUCACGCGCCC